AUGAGUCUUAGUUUAAGUUCUUCCGAGCAUCAUUGGCUCACUACUAGUGCUUUAAGACAACCAGAAUUCCGACCGAUAGGUAUUCCCUUAUCUCCUGGUUGUUAUCAAGCUACAAGUAGUGAUCGAGAGAGAUAUACCAACUUAAUUCAUGGUCGAGUAAAUUCAUUACUAAAGGAUGAAGCUCAUUCGAAAGAACGACGUGAACGUCACGAACCUUUCUUACAUCCUGAUGAAUGGAAAGAGUUUAAAAAGGAAAAAGACUUGAGAUUCUAUCGACGUCUUCAACGAGGUCGUUCACUACGUGAAUUAGCACUCGAAGAAGAACUCCCAGAAAUUCAACGAGCUGUGGAACGAGGUUAUAUGAGUCUCAUUUGUCAUGGAGGUGUCAAUGGAUCGAUUGAGGAGAUUCUCUAUGGUAUGACAGCUUCUUCUCAAGAUGAUUUAAUGACAGGGUUUUCAUACAAGAAUCCACCAAAGGAUUGUGUCUGGUUAGGUUCCAUUGAGACUCCAUCUCGUACGGAUCCCUUUCAUACAGCUGAUAUGAUCUGGGCUUUACCAAAACUACCAGCCAUUCUUGACCAAGUGGACGUAUGUUAUCUUAAAGCUACAGGACAACAAGUUGAUGCAAAUGGUGAACGCUAUGGAUACUUGAUCCUACAUGGGGUACACAUUGCUCAAUGUCCACCAUUUGCAGCACAUGGCAUAUCUCGAGCUAAAAUGUACUUUGCCUGUUUGUUUCGAGAACCACGACCUGGCCUUCUACAGGUGACAGUGCGUGGUAUCUUUGAUCUUAGUAAGAAGGUGAAAAUGCUAACGAGACUCGUAUCGGCCGCUACGUCGUCGUUUAUGGUUGGACUACUGAAUGGUGUGGGAAUUGGGCAGGCCAAGAAACUUACGCUUCUGGCACGUCGUAACCGUAGCACUCUUCAUGACCUCUUUAAUGCUCCUAGACAAUUGAUAUGCUACAUGUGCUGCAAACGUGCAUCCUUUCUCGGUCGUGCUAAUUUGUUUGGCACUCACUUGACAACAUGCUACAUAUGUGGAGGUACUGUGUGCUCAAAUUGUACUCGUGGUAUCAAGCAGCGAAUCUUCAUGGGCACUACUCAUCCGUGCUCCAAAGUUGACUGUUGUCCCAAUUGCGUUCGUGAGGCUAUCACCACAAUUCAAGUGCGUCCCAAUGAGCCAGAAUUUCAAAUAGUGGCGGAGUAUUACCUCAACCUGAAUCAGCAUUCAUCGUCAGAUUUCCCAGAAUUUUUGCAAAACACCGGAAUGAAAACCAAUGCAUCAGCAGGUGUACCAACAACCUCCACGACGAAUGAUAGCUUAGAAGAGUAUCAGUUAGAAUUUGAGAACGACUCCUUCUUGGUUCUGCUAGACUUGCCUGAACUUCGUCGAAGUUCUGGAGAGGAUGUGACCAACGUUGGAAUGGACAACAUUGAUCCGGAUUCAGGACCCGAAGCGGAGGCUGGAUCGUUUGAAAGUUCAAUAUCCAUUUGGGGAGGCUGUCGGCAUCGGAUCAGUAUUGAUGAUGAAGAUUUUAUUCCAUCGACCGCUUCAGAUAGAAUGUACUCGGACAGAUUGUACGCGAAUGCUGGACUUGCAGAGAGAGUGGAGCAAAGGCUGCUUGAGUUGGAUAUUAGAGCCGACCACACGUACACACCAACAGAGGAAACAAGAAUGAUCAUGCAACACGUUGAACGAAGGUAA
Messenger RNA from Peronospora belbahrii, 1707 nucleotides. NCBI's taxonomy places the organism in Eukaryota, Oomycota, Peronosporomycetes, Peronosporales, Peronosporaceae. The record is from the annotation of a GenBank genome assembly.